AUGUCCGGUCCCACCUGGUUGCCACCGAGGACUCUGGACAGUCCCGAACGAGCCGCCCCCCAGAUGUCCCACUCGCCGGGCUCGGCCGUCUACCGGGCGCCCAACAAGAAGGGGGCGCCGGACUUCCGGCCAAAAUAUAGCCCUUUGGAGCAGAACGGAGGAGGGAUAGCUACUCGUUACGUGGCAACUGGACCCUCAGGUGGUCCCGCUCACUAUUACUCCCCUCCGCACGUGCCCAACGAAGAUCACAACUGGAGCGCUCACGAGCUGACUCACCGAGGAUCCGACAAGACCGCGGGACGUCACUCUGACAUCGACGCGGACAUCGAUUCGCUCAGCGCUAUGCUGGCCGACCUCGACGGCCACCCGCAGGACUCCAGCACGCAACUCUACGACAACGUGCCUUACAACAAAUUCCUCUCGGGGGAUCACUACAACGCAGUCCGGCCCUCCUCGGGGUACCCCCCUCAUCCCCAGAAUCAGUACCGCGCACAGUCUUCUUACCCCGGAGAGCGAGGCGUGACUCCGUACUCGGCACCCCACCAGCGCGGCGACUACUACUCGUCAGCCCCCGCCAAACCGUACCCGCAGCCCGUACCGGCGUCCUACACCACGGCGUCCACCCCAACCGGGCCCAGGUUUAGCGUGCAGGUCAAGACCGCCCAGCCCGUCACCUACUCGCAGACUGGGCGGCAGGCCGAGCAGGCUUACGCUCCGCAGCCGCCGCGCCAGCACCACCCGCCACUUCAGGCCAGCCCGCAGGACUGGUACCCCGGGCACCCUGGCUCCCAACCUCAGGAGAUCCAGAGAGGAAGAGGAGGCCAGGUGCCUUUGUCUAAAAGAGGAAUGGAAAAUAAUCACAUGGGAGCAGCACUGAGUCCUGCUUACCAGUCAGGCAAGCACGUGCCAGCACCUAGCCGUCCGGAAGAAGAACUGGAUCGCCUCACCAAGAAGCUCGUCUACGAUAUGAACCACCCGCCCGCCGAGGAUUAUUUUGGACGAUGCGCUCGCUGCGGCGACAACGUGGUGGGCGACGGCAGCGGCUGUGUGGCCAUGGAGCAGGUGUUCCACGUGGAGUGCUUCACAUGUAUCACGUGUCACGCCCGCCUGCGAGGGCAGCCCUUCUACGCCCUGGACAAGAAGAGUUACUGCGAGACUUGUUACAUUAGUACGUUAGAGCAAUGUUCCAAGUGCUCCAAGCCCAUUUUAGACCGCAUCCUUCGGGCGAUGGGGAAAGCCUACCACCCUCGCUGUUUUACAUGCGUGGUAUGCAACUGCUGCUUGGACGGCGUGCCCUUCACCGUGGACGCCACUUCACAGAUACAUUGCAUCGAAGACUUUCACAGGAAGUACGCACCUCGCUGUUCCGUUUGCGGCGAGCCCAUCAUGCCCGAGGCGGGUCAGGAGGAGACGGUCCGGAUCGUUGCGCUGGACCGCAGCUUCCACGUCAACUGUUACGUGUGUGAGGAAUGCGGACUCCUGUUGUCCUCCGAGGGCGAAGGUCGCGGAUGCUACCCGUUGGACGGGCACAUCCUUUGCAAGGGCUGUAGUGCCCGGCGGAUCCAGGACCUCUCGGCCAAAAUCUCCACGGACUGCUGA
This is a messenger RNA of Nerophis lumbriciformis (worm pipefish), 1599 nucleotides long. The record is from RefSeq and is a predicted model, not a curated record. NCBI's taxonomy places the organism in Eukaryota, Metazoa, Chordata, Actinopteri, Syngnathiformes, Syngnathidae.